CUCCAGUCCCAGCCUUUUAUUCACCAGCUGCAUGACCUUAGAUGCUUCUUCCUCGGCAACUCAGUUUACUCAUCCGAAAAAUAGGGAUAGUAAUGGAUUGGAGGAGAGCAGGAAGCUUGUCACCCAAUGUCUCUAUAAAAAUAAAUGAUAAUGAGCGGUACAGUGCUUGGCAGCAGAUUUUGCUUACAAAUUCCGACCCCACAUCCUCCACAGAGGGGUUUCUGGCCGCAGUCCCUGGAGUUCUCCCGGAUGUGUCACUGCUCACCCCACACUUUCUGGUUCUCUCGAGCUGGGUAAUAAUGGACCCACACCUGUUUCUACCUCCAUGUGGGGGGCUGAGCGACGACCCCGUGCAGGCUUGCAAGGGGGGAUGUUCCUUAGAAGACGGUUGUUCUGGAGGUGCCUAGGCUUGUGGAACACCGCUCGGAGCCAGCAGGCGGAGCUUGGGUGGGGGCGGGGCUAGUUUACCAGGGGGUGGGGCUAUAGAGAUAAGGCGUUCUCUAGAACCCUGCGGGGGCGCGGAGGGCUCGCGUCGCCCCCACCUGGCUCUGGCGCCUGGAAAUGGGGCUUGGCAAUGGGGCGGGGCUCCGGGGGGUGAGGCUUAGGCUUGGGGGAGAGGCCCGGGAGCCUGGAGGCGGGGCUUGGGGAGCUCGCCCCACGCGGGGCGGGGCUCCAAAGGCCGCGGGAUCUGCAGUUCGGACUCCCCGCGCCACAGCCGCUGCAGUUCCCUCCACUGUGGUGGCCCCGCGGCCCUGCGGGGAGUCCGGGGGUCGGCUGGACGCUCGGACUUGGUGCAGAGCCGGCCCCGCCUCUCCCUUCUUCAGUGGGGCCUAGACGGUCGGGGCCGCGGUGACAUGGAGCCCUCUCCUGCCACAGGGGGCUCGGAGACCACUCGCCUGGUGAGCCCCCGGGACCGCGGCGGCGCCGGUGGCGGCCUGCGCUUGAAGAGUCUCUUCACAGAGCCCUCGGAGCCCCUCCCUGAGGAACCUAAACCUGAGGAGAUGCCCUUCCACCAUUGCCACAGGGACCCCCUGCCCCCGCCGGGCCUCACCCCUGAGAGGCUGCAGGCGCAGAGGCAGCUGUGUGCGGCCUGUGCUGUGUGCUGCGUCUUCAUGGCCGGGGAGGUGGUCGGUGGGUAUUUGGCGCACAGCCUGGCCAUCAUGACGGAUGCAGCCCACCUCCUGGCGGAUGUGGGCAGCAUGAUGGGCAGCCUCUUCUCCCUUUGGCUCUCAACCCGUCCAGCCACCCGCACCAUGACCUUUGGCUGGCACCGCUCAGAAUGGCCUUUGUGCUGCACCAGGCCGGGCCCCCCCACAGCCACGGGUCUAGGGGGGCGGAGUAUGCACCGCUGGAGGAGGGGCCGGGGGAGCCCCUGCCCCUGGGGAACACCAGCGUCCGGGCAGCCUUUGUGCAUGUGCUGGGGGACCUCCUGCAGAGCCUUGGGGUACUGGCCGCCUCUGUCCUCAUCUACUUCAAGCCUCAGUACAAGGCAGCUGACCCCAUCAGCACCUUCCUCUUCUCCAUCUGUGCCCUUGGAUCCACAGCUCCCACCCUCCGAGAUGUUCUUCGUGUCCUUAUGGAAGGUUCCCCCCGAAGUGUGGGGUUUGAGCCCGUGCGGGACACACUGUUGUCAGUGCCAGGAGUCCGGGCAACUCAUGAGCUGCACCUGUGGUCCCUUACGCUCACUUACCAUGUUGCCUCCGCACACCUGGCUAUUGACUCCACGGCCGACCCUGAAGCUGUCCUGGCUGAAGCCACAUCCCAGCUCCACUCCCGGUUUGGAUUCUCCAGCUGUACCCUGCAGGUUGAGCAGUACCAGCCCGAGAUGGCCCAGUGCCUGCGCUGCCGGGAGCCCCCCCAGGCCUGAGCCGAGGCUCUGCCCUCACCCCACUGCCAGGCCCUGGCUCAGCCCUGGACUCUCAGUACCUGCCUCCCCGCUCUCCGAAAAGGGACAGAACUGGGCCCAUACCCCUUCCUCUCUCCCUCCUUCCACCUGCCGGCGCCCCAGCCCCCAGCCCCAGUGGGCAAGACCAAAGUGGGUGUGGGGGGCGGGCAGGAGUCAGGCUGAAUGGGAAUCGAUUGGUGGGGGUGUGUAGAAGCCCCUCAGUCCCCACUCUAUGGUCUGGGGAGCACAAGCGUCCUCUCCAUGCAGUUCAUUUGUCUGUGUGGCAGGCUGGCUGGCUGGCUGGCUGGCUGGGGGCAUCUGCCUGUCUGUGUGCUGUUGGUGUGCCUAUGCCUGGGGGAGGUCAGCAGGGGCCCCCUCCCCACGUGGCCCUCGCUCUGUCUAUGCAGGAGCCCCAAAGCCCGCACUUUGUCCGUGUGUUCUAGCCCUGUGGUUUUGUCUCCGUGUGUGUGUGUUUCUUGGUGCUGUGGCCUGUGUGUCUCUGUGCCUAUGUGGCUGUGCUAUAGUCUCUCUGAGUCUGCACCAUCCAUGUGUCCUUUUGGGGGUCUGUCUGUCCAUCCCUCUGUUGGUGCUGUGCCCUCGGCUAUCCCAGAGAGAGGGAGGACUCCGCUGCAGCUCCACCAAUAAACUUGUGUCUAACUGCA
This is a messenger RNA of Leopardus geoffroyi (Geoffroy's cat), 2547 nucleotides long. RefSeq names its product solute carrier family 30 member 3 (gene SLC30A3). Gene Ontology annotation, biological process: response to zinc ion; zinc ion transmembrane transport. The transcript has 7 exons. Gene Ontology annotation, cellular component: plasma membrane. The coding region runs from base 855 to 2096 and encodes 413 amino acids. NCBI's taxonomy places the organism in Eukaryota, Metazoa, Chordata, Mammalia, Carnivora, Felidae. Gene Ontology annotation, molecular function: zinc ion transmembrane transporter activity. The record is from RefSeq and is a predicted model, not a curated record.